GCUGCCAUUUUAAUCCCCAGAUAUCCGAGCGGCUUCUACGAAAGCGUACAGAUUUUAUUUUAAAACGAAAGAGGAAGUAAAAAUUAAAACGGUUAAUAGUAACAACACUUGGUAGUUUACAUAUUUUACUGAAGGGUAUAAAAUAUCAUGUCAAAAGAACCAACACUGCUAGUAGCCGCCAUUGAUUUUGGCACGACCUACUCCGGUUAUGCUUUUUCAUUCCGACAUGAGUUUGAAUGCGACCCGCUUAAAGUAUCUGCAAGUUCUUGGACAACAGGAUCAAGAGUGUCGAUCUCACUGAAGACAUCUUCUUGUGUUCUCUUCCGGCCAAAUGGUCAGUUCGACUCUUUUGGGUUUGAAGCUGAGGACAGAUACAGUGACCUGACCCUUGAUAACGAACAUCAUGAUUGGCUCUACUUUAGAAGGUUUAAGAUGAUGCUGUACGGUGCACAAGACGUUCAUAGGACAUCAAAAAUAAAAGACGAAACAGGAAAAGAAAUGCUAGCCAUGGACGUGUUUGCUGCAGCCAUCUGCUAUUUAAAAGAUCAUAUGCUACAGUCUUACACUGAUAGAACGUACGGCAGUAGGGUAGAUAUAAAUGAUAUCAAGUGGGUUCUCACAGUUCCAGCAAUUUGGGAAGAUGGAGCCAAGCAAUUUAUGAGAGAAGCGGCUGUAAUGGCUGGAAUUCCUGGAGAACACCUUAUACUGGCGCUUGAACCAGAGGCUGCGUCAAUGUUUUGUAAAUAUCUACCAGUUGAACGGAUGAGCGGGUCUUCCGACAAGACAAUAACUUGUUUUAAAACAAAGUCAAAAUACCUCGUACUUGAUGCUGGUGGUGGAACCAUCGACAUUACUGUCCACGAGGUCUUGCCAAAUGGCAAGCUUAGAGAGCUAUAUAAGGCAAACGGAGGUGCAUGGGGUGGUACAACAAUUGACGACGCAUUUUUGGAAUUUAUAGAAGGCAUUACAGGGACAGAAGUGAUGGCGAGGUUCAGGGAAGAUCAUAAAGACGAUUACAUUGAUUUGCUAAGAGAAUUUGAGGUAAAGAAGCGGACAGUUCAACCUGACAUGGAUUCAAAGGUUACAUUCAAGAUACCGAUUUCUUUGCAUGAAUUGUACAGGGAGAUCCAGAAUGGGGAAAUCAGAGAAGCUGUAAGGAAUACACCAGAUUUAUCUGGAAAAGUCACUUUCGCUGGCGACAAGAUGAGAGUUGAUGCUGAAAUGGUAAAGUCAUUAUUUGACAAAACCGGUGGUACUAUCACACAACAUAUCGGCAGUAUCUUGCGUUUAUCGGUUGCAGAGGGUGUCUCGUCAAUUCUAAUGGUUGGUGGAUUUUCUGAAUCGCCGAUGUUACGAAACGCUGUACAAAACGCUUUUCCUAACGUCCGUGUGAUUGUUCCACACGAGGCAGGCUUGGCUGUUUUGAAAGGUGCAGUUAUAUUUGGUCAUGAUAGUCAAGUGAUAACGUCAAGAAUUGCAAAAUAUACGUAUGGUUUGAAAAUAUACAAAAGGUAUAAUUCAAAAGUCCAUCCAAAAGAAAGAAUCAUUAACAAAGAUGGAGAGCAGCAGGUCAGAGGCUGCUUUGAUAAGCUUGUUGAAAUUGGGGAGUCUGUUUCUAUAAAUGAGCAGUCUCAAAUGAAAACAUAUCAACCUCAGAGUGGAUGUGACUCCUUCGCUGUCAAGCUAUUUGCAUCUCCAGACCCAAACCCUAUUUUCGUUGACGACCCCGGCUGUAUUCCUCUUGGUGAAGUAACAGUAGAAUGCAAAGAUAGAAAGGGAAAUAUCGGAUGUGCGUCUGUAUGUCUCGUCUUUGGGGGAACCGAACUGGAAGUAAGAGCAGUACACGACACUUCCGGUGAAAAGACGAAUGCAAAGUUCAAUUUCCUCGAAUGAACAGUCUUAAGUAUCUAUAAACACUUGAUACAUUUGUAUACAUUUUAUGUAAUUAUGUAUAAAGAAGUCGUAUGAACGCAAUCCAUGAAACAUACUAAGUCUCAUAAGUAACUGGGUGGAAGUUUCUAGUUUUCUUUUGGGUCGCGUAUGCUUACAUUUUUGAGGUGUAGGACAAUUAUCUGCAUGUGAAAUUUAAGAAUAUUAGUUAUUUACUCAUUCGCACUAGGAUAUCUGCUUACUAUGUCUUGAUAAAUAGUUGGAACUACUAUCAUGCAUCAUCUGCAACAGCCCAGUAUGUUAAUUAUGUAAAUAAAAGAAAACAUUUUUAUGACUAAUUAAAUGUUUCUUUAAUACUUAUAUGUAUUCCCCACCAUGAGAAUUCCUAACACAAGUAAUAAGAACUAAAGAUACGAUAUGUACAAAAAUAUUUUGUCGGCCCAAGAUAGCUCACCAGAGUUUUACAUCACAAAGAGGAAUAACAAGUUUGCAUUCACAAUGUCUGUAGAAGAUAAAACAAUGAACAUUUGUGUACAUUUAUUUCAAAAUCUGACCAUUUGUGUUUGUUUGGUAUUUUUUCAGCUCUGAUGCAUGUUUUUAGUCCAAUGAAAAAAAUGAAGUCAUUUUGAUUUUAAGUCAUUCGGUGAAAUAAAGUCAAUAUGCGAUU
Messenger RNA from Mercenaria mercenaria, 2557 nucleotides. RefSeq names its product heat shock 70 kDa protein 12B-like. Gene Ontology annotation, molecular function: ATP binding; ATP-dependent protein folding chaperone. The record is from RefSeq and is a predicted model, not a curated record. Lineage: Eukaryota; Metazoa; Mollusca; Bivalvia; Venerida; Veneridae. The transcript is spliced from 5 exons. Bases 148 to 1893 code for a protein of 581 amino acids.